UCGAUUAUUUAUUUCACAAUUAAAAGAAAAUAUUUGUUUACUGAAAUUUUGUAGAUUUUUUCUUUCAAAAUGCCAACUUUAAACUUAAUUGACUAAAUUUCCUAAAAUAUGUCUUUUUAUGCCAUUAAAAAUAAAUAAGAAUUCUAUUAUAAGAAGCGUUAAAGAGCGGCAAUUACAUAUCCACUCUUAAAAGCUUAAUGCGGACAUAACAAAGUAAAGAAUUUGUAGAUUAAAGACUUCAAGUACUGAAUAUAUAUGAAAAAAGCUAGCACUGAAUAAGAACCAAAGCAAAAACAAAAUGCAAAGUACAAAAGUGAAACAAGAAAACGGUGGAAAAACAAAAAUGCUUUCAAUUUAACAUACGAAACUAACCCAGUGCGCGCUGUGAAAUGAUACAAUUCGUAAGAAGUGUAGCAGCAACAACAACAACAAAUUAACAAAUAAAAAUUUUAAAUUAAAUAAAGAGCAAAGUGACGAAAUACAGACAAACAAAAGCUGACAAGAUACAUUACUACAUUCUAGUGAAAUCCGACAGUAGCAACAGCCAAACACACGCAAGCGAACACAUUUGCAUAUGCACGAGCGCCUACUCACAUACAUAUGCAUACAACUUCGAGCAUAUUUACAAAUCUACACCUACAUACAAGUAUACUAAAGUGUUGAGGAAUUAGUAGCAGUAUAUAUGUGUGUAUGUGUGUUUGCACACAGCGGCGCGUCGAGUAGCGGGUGGAUAGGUAAGCAGCGAGUUUGUUAAAGGUGAAGACACUUUGCUGGGUUAUCUACGUAUGUGUCUAUAGAGUUGCAUGUUAGCCGGCAAAUGUGGGUACUGUAUGUGUCAUUGUGUUAUGUUGGGGCAUGAGGUAAAAUGAAAUGAAAUAUAUAAAUAAAACAAAAAAAUAUAACAAAAUAAAAAGCGAAUAAAACGUCUUGCGCGAAAACAAAACGGCGGCGGCGACGUCAAAUUGCAUAGUUAGGCGACAUAUAGUGCAUACGCGCACCCUACGAGCAUAAAACGAACAACAACAGCAAUUGAAAAGUGUAACAAUUGCCGCGCAGCACACACAAUUCACCUGCAUGCACAUACACACAUGCGCGCACACAUACAUACAAGCACUAGCAACAGCAGCCGCACAAAAAAUUAACAUCUUUUACAACAAAUUCGGCGCACACACACCACCCUACACCACCCAAUCGACCCACUCGGCAAGCAUAACUAACGACAAACAAAAACAAGACACAAUACUACAAACUACACGACACACCGGCAAACAGCCGAAAUUUACUUUAACGAACGGGCGGACGAACGCUUACAACCCACUAGCAGCGGCUAGCAAGCCAGCCACGGCCGAGCAACAUAGCCGGCUAGCCAAGCAUCCACCAGCCCAACGCAUGCGGCGGACGCGCGCGCUCGGGCAUUAGCCAAGAAGCCGAAAAAAAGGCGAGCGGCAACGAAGCACGCGUCGAGAGUGAGCGAGUGGCGAGGUGGUGCGUAAAGGCACGCAUACAUUGACAGACCAUCAGCAAGCAGGCAAGCAGCAACCCACUAAACUGCUAAACUGCCAGCUUAGUGCGCCCCAAUAUGUGAGUAGUGACGGCGCUGCCGUUGUUGUUGAUGGUGGUGGUAUUGGGACGACGACGACGACGCUGUGUAUAUGUGGAGCAAAUGCUAAGCGCUGAGCGUGGAGCGUGAAACGGCUGCGUGUAUGAGUGUUUGUGUGUGCGCGCGAGUGUGAGUGUAUGUUUGUGGUUUGCCGCAUCGGAGCAGCUUGUCGUCUGAUAACUCAUUAGUAUGCCGACACGUUCCAAGCGGUACGGUGCGUUUCAUAAACGGGGUACGAACAACAGUAGCAGCAGCAGCAGCAGCGGCAGACGAAGCGUCCAAGUGGCAGACAAGUGACACAGGCAAAGUCAAAUUGCAAUUGUACAAGUCGAAGUCCAAAACGAAAUCAAAGCGAAUAGCAACAACAAUAAACCGACAAAUUUUUCAAUACAAAGCGCUAACGAAGAAUGAACGAAAUUUCAACACAAAUUAUAGCAGAAAAUUAGUAAAAAAUAUAGCGCGAAAAAAUAUCUGCUUAGAGCCUUUUCCGUUCGUAAACGAAGUUUAUUAGUAUUUUUUUUUUUGCUUUUUGAAAGUGCAAUUUGCAACUGUGUGUUGGUGCUUUCGUGCUUUUGUGAAUACGCAAUUCGAUUUUUGUUUUUGUUGGUAAAGCCUAUAUUUUAACAGCUCUGUACGCAGGCAAAUGCCUAAGCGGCCCAGACACGCGGUUCAAGUGGUAAAAGCGCGCGCACGCGGUUCCAAAGCUAACGGUGUGCAUCUAACUGGACAGCGCGUUCGGGUCAAGCGCGCCAUACCGCCCAAGUGAGGCUGUGCUAAGAUAACUAGCAGCGCAGCAACUGCAAUGUGUGCAAUGCCUCAAGUGCGCGUUGCGCUUAUGCGACGAACUUUUAAUGCAUGAGUUGCGCCGAUUCAAAGUUUCGAAAAAAAAUCCGAAAAAAAUUUCAUAAGUUAAAAAAAUAGUAAAUUGUAAAACGAAAAUUAAAUUGAAAAAGAAAAAAUCUAAAAAAAAACAAAAUUGUUUGUGCUAAUUAAAAUAUUAGUGUUCAAAAGUGAAUUUCGCAAAUUUUUUCCAAUACAAAAAUUUUAACUUAGAAAUUCCGAGCAACAACAAAAAAAGACACAAAAAAAGUUUGUGUAAAAUAAAUUCCAUAUGUUAUGUUAAAUGUUGCUUAAGAAGCCAAAUGAAAAAUAAAAGCGUGCACAAAUAAUCUGAAAGUGCACUAUAACUCGAAAGUAAAAGGAAAAGCAAAGUGCAAGCAACAACAACAAGCUGAAUUAAUAUUUGCUAUUUGUGUGUAAAAAAAAUAGAAAAUAAAAGCAGGCAACGCGAUGCCAGCAAAAUUGUCACGCGUUAAGCGUCUUUGUGAAAAUGUGAAAAUUCGAAAGAUUCCGCCCAAGUGUCUGCUCGCCGUAGUGUUUUGAGCAAUUGUGUAAUCAUUUGCGAAGAUUGGCUGAAAAUUUGCGAAAAAUAUUGAAAAAUAUAAAAAAUUGAUUUACAUAAAAGCAAAAGCAGCUUUCUGUGACCAAAAAGUUUAAAUAAAAUAGGAAACUAAAUUCGAGAUUUAUUAACUACCGGCGUAACUAGCUGGCGGUGCGCCAGUCACGAGCGGCAGAUUGCAGCGACGAAAAGGAAAACAGUUAUAUAUGAUACUCUGGCAUUCUUCCAUUUUCCAAACGGUGUUUUAACGUAAUAUAUGCAGCAACAACAGCAAUAAACCACAACUACAACUUACAUUAAAAUCGGGUUGAACAAAAUAUAUAAUUGUGAUAACGGUAUAAUCAGCAAAAGCGUAACAAAUAAACAAACAAACAGUGCUUAUAGUGGCGUAAGGGCGCAUGCGCGCUAACAACAAUUGGCAACGCCAACGUCUGAUGCCAAUGCGUUUGACCAAUAAAUUGCUCCAGCGCUGUGUGAAUAUUAUUAUGGCCAGGCGAUCGACGUCUAUGCAAAGUGAGAAAAAAUGCAUUAUCAACGAGGAAGACGAAGAUGAAAAUCAGCGACAAUUAAAAUUGUAUUGUGUAAAAUAUUGCAACAAUAUGGUGACCUAAAUACGCGGUACACGAGGAAAAAAGUAAAAGCCAUAAAUAAAUCACUAAAAAUAUAUUUAACAAAAAAUAUAAAAAAAAAUACAACAAAAAUAAAAAUAAAAAUUUGCAUGCUUAAAAUAAGCGACUUGAAAAAAGUGUAUUUUCCAAAAUUUCAGAGUCAGCAAGAGUAAAUUUCCAGUUCAAGAAAUCGAGUUUCGAAAAAAGUAAAAGUUAAUUGCAUUGAUUUAUUUUGCAUACAAUCAAUAAGUUAAACGACAAAAGAUAAAUUGCGUGCAUUAUAACUGUACAUGUAAAUACACAAGUUCAUAACAUACAUACGUACAUACAUACAUCAGCAUAUAUAAAGUGAGAAACGAGUAUUGUGUAGCACAAGGUGUCAAUAAUAAAUUAUCAUUUUGUCAAUUCAAAAAAUUAAAAACCUGCUAGCGGAUUCCCGAACACUUUCCAACAAAACCAAAAAAAAAAACAAAAAAAUACAACAACAAGCGGGUCAACAAAACUGCGUGACUUUUGGCAGCGCGAAAGCAAGAAGAAUAGGAUUUAAACACUUUAAUACCGAUCAAAGCGGUGACGUCUCCACUACGCGCUUCCAGUUUUUGUAUCGAGGACUCUGUCGCACAGUUAAUACGACUUAAGCGCCUCUCCCGCCCCACAGCCAAAGUCAAGCGCAACUGAAGCGUCUUUCGAACCUUCACAAUUUUGUGUAAAAAUUUCCACAUUUACGCGCGUUCGGUUGUCGGCGAGCGUUAUUGGCUUAACGCCGCUUAUUUAUCUCGUUCAUGCGAAGGAAUUUACGCGUGUAUUGGAGGGCCCUAGCGCUGCUGGGUGCCCUCCUUUCGAUAAUCAUUGAUUGGCCGGGCAUGAUGGUGUGUGCGCUGCCAGUGACGCUACUGCAGCCAACAACAACAACAACAACAGCAAGAACAAGUGCAGCAACAUUGCAACAGCAGCACGCUCUUACAAUGGAUAAAUUAUUGGCGGCGAAUGCGACUUACGGCGCGAGCGCUGCGCUCCAAAAUGCAACAAACACCUACCGCAGCGCUGACAAUGCAGUUCUGGCGGAUGGCGUGCCAGUGAAGGGAAAUUUCACAUUAAACAUUAAUUUAAAUACAAAUCGAAAUAGUAGCCAUAGUAGUCGCUAUAGUGAAAGUGAGCCGGAGCAAGAGCAGACGAAGCAGGAAGCGGAGCACGCGACGGCGGAACUGUCAAAAAGUCGUCAAGCGAAAAACGCCACCACCAUUAUGGGCGCUAAUGCGAACAGCAAACGCGCAGGUGGCAGCGAAAGCAUACGUCAAGCGGGCGCUGAUCAAGCGCGUGUGCAAUAUGCUUCGCCAACAUCCAGCGACGAUCAGUUGCACAAUGCGCAGCGCAUUAAAAUGCUGAAUUUGAUAUCGAACAAGCGUAAGCGUAAAAAACUCAGCAACAGCGCGCAGGCGCAUGAGCUGGAUGGCAGCAGCAGCAGCAGUCGCGCAAACACAGAUCAGCCGGCGGAAACAACAGUUACCGGCGACGAUCAUCAUACUACCACAACAACCACCGCCACAACACCACUUAGUUUUAGUGCAAAUAGUAUUAGCAAUAAAUAUUUAAUUACAAUUAAUAGAAAUUCUAAUGAAAAUCAACAAAUGGCCACAGCGCCAAAACGAACGUUAAACAAACUCGAAACUACUACUACUACAACAACGACAACAGCAACACCUAGCAAUGCUAAUAAUAACAUUGCUAAUCGUUAUGUUAAUUACAUUGAAGAGCAAGUGCAAGCCACCAUCGAUGAUGCGCCCGAUGAUGAGGCGGCGUCGUUAUUUAGUAAUAUGCUCACCAGCACAAGCGCGAACGAUUAUGAGGAUCAGUAUGAGAGCGCCAGCCGCUCCAGCAUAGCCUACUCCUAUACAACAGCGUCGCCCGACAAUGAUGACGCACUGCUGAGCGCAGCAGCAGCAGUAGCGGCGCCGCAAUCUCCCUCCUUCACAUUCGCCUCAGCGCAUCACACCGCCAUACUGUUGUCGCGCACGGAGCGCAGUGUGAGCCAACCAGCGCCGGCAGCGGCGCAGGCGGAGGUCAGCGCGAGUAAGCGCGCUGUACGCCAUCAUGGCAGCGCCAAUAAUGGCGGCAUAGUGCGACGUUCCUCUGACGGUAGUCCGAAAUCGAGAAGACUGAACAAUUUUAGAAAUUUAAAUGGCAGCAGGCACGCGCCAAACAAUUUGGAUCGCAACGAGCGCUCGACCAUCUCAAACUUGUCGGGUUUGUCGCGCAAAAUCCAGAUCUACAUCAAGAAUCGCUUCAUACAAUUGCUGCCGGACGGUACGGUGAAUGGUACGCAGGACGAACAAAGUGAUUACACCAUACUGCAACGUUCGACUGUCGAUGUGGGACGCAUCAAAAUCCAAGGCGUUGCCACCUGCCUGUAUUUGUGCAUGGAUGCAUGUGGCGCUGUUUAUGGCUCGCAUGAAUUCACCGACGAUUGUGUGUUCAACGAGAACAUGGAGCAGCACAACUACAACACCUAUUCAUCCACUUACAAUUCAAAUGCGCGGCGCAUCUACUACUUGGCGCUGAAUCGGCACGGCGAGCCGCGUAAGCUGCAAAUACCGCCAACCCGCUCGCUUGGCAAACUAGCCACCUAUACGAACGCCAUCACCGAAACGGUGGAGGAUGUACGCGUCGAACAGCUGAUAGCGAAGAAUUUCGGCGAGAAUCGCAUUAAGCACGGCAUACGCCAACUCUGUGAUACGGGCAAACCAUUGGUCGACCUGAUCGAUAGCAAACACUUCAAAGCGCUCCCCAAGUGCAAUCCAAAUUCUAGUAAUAACAAUAGCGGUAGCAAUAGUAAUAGUAGUAGUAGUAGCAAAAAGAGUAGCAGCAGCAGCAGCAGCAGCAGAAGUAGUCUUAUAGGUAGUGAUAGUAAUAGUCCUAGCGGUAGUAGUAGUAUUAGCGGCCAAACAAUGAACAACGUUCCUGCUGCCAAUGAAAGAGGCGAGUCACAAAGCAGCGCAGUCACAAAUAGCCAUAGUAACCACAACAGUCGGGGUGGCCAGCGGGGCGCCAACACGUCCAAUAGCUCGAGUAGUAGUAUUAGCAAUAGUCCGAUGGCGAGUUAUGACAGCCAUACUAGCGGUAAUAGUAGUCAGAGUGCGCCCAGCCAUCAAAAUCACAAUGGUGGCGGCGGUAAGAAGAAGAAGAAGCGGCGAAAGUGCCGGCCGCACGAGAACGAGGAGGAGCACAAUUGCCAAAUGACUCCGCUAGCGCUACGCAAGCUCAAUAAUAAGAAGUGUCGAGAGCUGCAACAGCAGAGAAGGCAGCUUAAAGCGAAGGGCGAGGAAGUACCCCUUCUGCCACUGCCGGCGGAAUGUAAGAAGAAGAAGAAUGGUGGCGGCGGUGGCGGUGGCGUUAAGAAAAAUCGUCAAAAUCAAAACCAAAAUGCUAAUAACCGCAAUAGCGUUGGCGGCGAAGGCGCAAAUAACCGACGCGGCAAGAAGUUGAAUGCGAAUGGCCGGCAAGCAGGUGGCGGUGCCAUGGGCAAUCGCAAUGGCGGCGCAAACCGUAAGAAAGGACGUAAUGGUGGCGUGCAUGCGCAAAAGAAACUUAAAAAGCAGUCACCAGCCAAAAGUGCAAGUACUACCAGCACGACGCAAGCGACCAGCAGCAGUACGCUUACGACGGCGGCAACUACGACUACAACGCGUCAGCAUACCGAUAGCACGACAAUAGCGACGGCGCUGUCAAUGACGCCCACCACCACCGAACUUAGCAGCGCGGAAGUAGAAGAGAGUCUAGACCCGCGCGCUGAGGCGACAAGCGUGCGCGGCGAACGUGAGCGCGAACAACGCAAUGUACGCUACACCAACUCAAUGGAGGAUGAUGCGCUACAGGCGAGCGCGGCGGCGGCGGCGAUAGCUGAUAAUGGUAAUUCGCGCGAGGACUCAACGGAAGCGGAAGCCAGCGAGGAGGAAGAACACGUCGAGGACGUAGUCGGCCAGCUCAGUAGCGCGUCAGAUGAAGAUGACGCCGACGACGACGCUGACGAUAUGUACGACGAAAGUGAGGAGAGCGCGGCGGCAAUGCCGCCUGCUUCAUCGGCGGCUGCAACACUGGCAACGAGCGGUGGCAAAGCGGCAUUGACGCGUGCGCAACUACUCGGCGAUGCAGACGAUUUUCUAUACUACGAUCAAUUGGAUUUCCUGCCAAUUGGUCUAUGGAAAUUAUUUGCGUUGUACUGGCUGACACACUGGGCGCUACGGCGACGCACGUAACGGUUAUUGGCCAAAAUUAUAAUAACAAUUGGACAAGCUAAAAUAUAUAGAGCAACGAAAUUCUAAAUUUACACAUUCACCCAGCAAACACGUUCAUAAGUAGCGGAAUUGUUGCUAUUGUAGUGCUAACGUAUGUUGUACCGAUUACCCGCUACCCAUUUGCCAUGUCAUCAGUUACGCGUAUGUUCUUGUAUUCAUUGAAGUUACUACAAUUUAUGAUUACUCAAAGAAACAUAAAACAAAUUAGUCUACUUUGCAUUAAGAAAUUUAAAAGCUUGAGAAAUUUAGAAAAAAGUAAUCUCAUGCCAUUUAAAAUAAAAGCUCCCACAUUUUCUAUAAAGUUUUCGUAAUUUUUUUUAGCCAAAUUCGAAAAGCACGAAAAUGUAAGCGAUGCUAACGGUGAAUUUACAAAACGAGCGUUUUAAAUUUAGCAUAAAAAAUAUUCAUAAAUACGCUAUACUUACCACAUGGUACACAUGAAGAAAUAAUAGUAAAUUUAAAAAAUAGUAAUAAUUGAAAAUAUAUUUAAAUUAAAAAAAAUUAGAAUACAAAAUAAUUAGAAAUUACUUUUUAAAUAAAAUAUUUUUAAACUUAAUCUUAUAUAUGAUGGUUCCUGCAUAUUAAAAUACAAAAAAAAGUAAAUAUACCGCUACUUUAAUUUGCUACUUAGCCAUAGCUUCAUUGUCUUAAGCAUUUUGUAAAUAUUUCAUACUCACAUAUAUAUUAAGCAACCGUUAGAUAAGCGCUAAAUAAUUACUUAAUCAAUAUUUCAUAAACCUUCUAGUGUUAAAAUAAAAUUAAUAAUAUUAUUUGCGAAGAAGAAAUUUUUUUUACGCAAAAAUGUUGCUGAAGAUGUCUAAAGGUGGUGAUUCAUUUCGAGGUUCUCUACUUUUUUAAAGAAAAACCAGAGAAACUUUAAACUUAAUGAGAAAUGUUUAUUAUCAUUUAAAAGAACAUUCUUUGGUAUUUAUUUUAUGAAGAUUAUCACUUUUAAAUGUUGGCCGCGCGACUACGUCUCAGGUGGCCCAUCCGUUGAGUCCAGUUUUCGACGACUCGUUCGAGCAUUUCGACUUUUAAAUGACGAAUGACACGCGUGAUGUUUUGCUCCAAGGCCUGAAUCGUAGCGUGAUUGUCCGCUUAGACUUAAGACUUUGCAUAUCACCACAGGAAAAAGUCGAACAGAGUGAUAUCACACGAUCUUGGAGGCCAAUCGAUCGGCCUAAAACGUUAAACUAUCUGCUCACCGAAGUGUUCUCUCAAUAAAUCCACUGACUUACACGUUUUGUGGGAAGUGGUGCCGCCUUGUUGAAACCAAAUGUCGCCCAGAUCGUGAGCUUCAAUUUCAGGAAUCAAAUAGUCGGUUAUGAUGACGCGAUGACAAUCGCCAUUGACGGUCAUUUUUGAAGAAAUAUGGACCGAUGAUUCCACUGGCCUGCAAACCACACCAAACCGUUGUUUUUUCUGAACCUUUUCUUCUAAUAAAAAAAUAAAAUAAAUUUCUUCUUCGCACUUAGCAACAUACAUACUAUAUAUGUAUGUAUGUAUAUCGACAAACACGUAAAUUAGUAGAAAAUAAUAUUUAUUGUAAUUAAGCAAGCGAAAUAAUCAAAAUUCAACCAUAAACAACAAGCAUUAGUGUGUAGCGAUAGUCUUAAGUAGAAUUACCAAAACUACACAAUUAAACAUAAAUCCUUCAAAAACAUCCAACAAUUAACAUACAAACAUUUCUAGGCAUAUAAAUUUAGAUAUAAAUAUCAUUUCCUAUUUAUAAGUAGCCGCGAAAUGUAUAAUUGAAUUGAUUGUUUAAUUAAAACUAAAUUAAGACUGAAGCAACAAUCACUGCAACGAAUAUAUGCAAAUGAUUUCGAAAAUAUAUAUACAAAUCAACAAAACAAAAAAAUACGAAAAAUACAAAAAUAAAAAACAAUAAAAACAAAUAAACCCGCAUUUCUUUUCAUUCACCUUUGGAAUUUCGAAUUAAUUUUUCAACAUUUACACAUUUCUGAAGUGAUUUUCUAUGGCAAUCGAUGGGCUGAAUGUGGAAUUCGUUUAUUUACUUACAAGUGAAAUGAAGUGAAUUGUAACGAAUCGGCAAAAUAUUUCACUUGCACCUCAUCAAUGUUUGCUGGACUUAAAAGACCAGAACUUGUUGGUCUGUUUUUAUUUUUGUAGGUAGCAGAUUUAGCAAAUGACGUGCAUGUCAGAAUUAAUUGGCCCACAUAAGCGUCUCAGCUGAGUUCAAAUCACGGUACUCGAUAUUCGAUACAAGUGAUUUACGGUAUGAUUG
Bactrocera dorsalis (oriental fruit fly) is the source of this 10147-nucleotide messenger RNA. RefSeq names its product serine-rich adhesin for platelets (gene bnl). The transcript is spliced from 5 exons. Gene Ontology annotation, molecular function: growth factor activity; fibroblast growth factor receptor binding. Gene Ontology annotation, biological process: cell differentiation; fibroblast growth factor receptor signaling pathway; positive regulation of protein phosphorylation. The record is from RefSeq and is a predicted model, not a curated record. Bases 4390 to 7860 code for a protein of 1156 amino acids. Gene Ontology annotation, cellular component: cytoplasm. Lineage: Eukaryota; Metazoa; Arthropoda; Insecta; Diptera; Tephritidae.